Messenger RNA from Trachemys scripta elegans, 8575 nucleotides. RefSeq names its product solute carrier family 7 member 1 (gene SLC7A1). Gene Ontology annotation, cellular component: plasma membrane. The transcript has 12 exons. The coding region runs from base 180 to 2072 and encodes 630 amino acids. The record is from RefSeq and is a predicted model, not a curated record. Lineage: Eukaryota; Metazoa; Chordata; Testudines; Emydidae. Gene Ontology annotation, biological process: amino acid transport; transmembrane transport. Gene Ontology annotation, molecular function: amino acid transmembrane transporter activity.
CACAGCCGCUCCCCUCCCGCAGCAGCACCUGCAGCGUGUCCUCCGGAGAUCGCCGGCUGGGGACGGGGCCUCUCUCCCUCGGGCCCCUGCACCGGUCUCAGCGCCCUUGGCACAAGCCUGGCCCAUCUGCUGCUGCAGCCGCCUUUCCAGCCGGGCACAGGCAGGGUCUCCACAAAAGGAUGGGUUGUCAUGGCCUUCUCAAUUUUGGAAAGAAGCUGCUUCGCCGGAAAGUUGUGAACUGGACCAGAGAAGAGAGCAAGCUGUCACGAUGCCUCAACACUUUUGACUUGGUAGCUCUUGGUGUAGGUAGCACACUUGGUGCGGGUGUCUAUAUACUGGCUGGAGCAGUGGCACGAGAAAACGCGGGACCUGCGAUUGUUAUCUCUUUCUUGAUUGCCGCAUUGGCUUCUGUAUUGGCUGGACUUUGUUAUGCAGAAUUUGGUGCUAGAGUUCCAAAGACUGGGUCUGCUUAUCUCUAUAGCUAUGUGACUGUGGGUGAGCUGUUGGCAUUCAUCACUGGUUGGAAUUUAAUUCUUUCUUAUGUGAUUGGAACAUCAAGCGUGGCCAGAGCAUGGAGUGCGACGUUUGAUGAACUCAUAGGCAAGCACAUUGAGCGCUUCUGCCAAGAGCACAUGACCAUGAACGCUCCGGGGGUGCUAGCAGAAUAUCCAGAUAUCUUCUCUGUUCUCAUCAUCUUCAUCUUAACAGGGCUUUUAACUUGCGGAGUGAAAGAAUCCGCAAUGGUAAACAAAAUAUUCACCUGCAUCAACGUUCUCGUCCUUGGCUUCGUUAUGGUGUCAGGCUUUGUGAAGGGAUCAGUCAAAAACUGGCAUCUCACCAUUGACGACAUCUAUAACACGACCAAUGCUUCAUGUAGAGACAAUCAAACACAGGUAGAUCUGAACCAUGGUGUUGGGGGGUUUAUGCCCUUUGGAUUCAAUGGAGUCCUCUCAGGGGCAGCCACAUGCUUUUACGCCUUCGUAGGAUUUGACUGUAUUGCCACCACAGGCGAAGAAGUGAAAAACCCUCAGAAAGCAAUUCCCAUUGGCAUCGUCGCCUCGCUUCUGAUCUGCUUCGUCGCUUACUUUGGCGUGUCAGCUGCACUCACGCUCAUGAUGCCCUACUACUUGCUUGAUCCAAACAGUCCUUUACCCAAUGCAUUCCAGUACGUGGGCUGGGAGGGUGCCAACUAUGCAGUGGCUGUUGGUUCACUUUGUGCCCUUUCUGCUAGCCUUCUUGGCUCCAUGUUUCCGAUGCCUAGAGUAAUUUAUGCUAUGGCAGAAGACGGACUGCUGUUUAAAUGUUUGGCUACGGUCAGCAAGAGAACCAAAACCCCAGCAGUAGCUACGGCAACUUCAGGGGCUGUGGCAGCUGCCAUGGCCUUUCUUUUUGACCUGAAAGAUCUUGUGGAUCUUAUGUCCAUCGGGACCCUGCUGGCUUAUUCCUUGGUGGCAGCCUGCGUAUUGGUACUGAGGUACCAGCCAGAGCAACCUAACCUGGCCUACCAGAUGGCUAGAACAACGGAGGAGCCGGACCCCAACGAGUCUGCGAGCACCAGUGAAUCGCAGGCUCCGUUUCUGCCUGAAGAGGAGGAGAAUGAUUCCCGAAAAGGCAUUCUGUUUCCCCAAAACUCAGAUCCCUCCAAACUCUCUGGUUUGGUAGUUAACAUCUCAUCUUGUCUCAUAGGUUUACUUAUCGUCAGCUGCUGUAGCUUUACUGUGCUUGGCAAAGAGCUGCUGAUAAAAGGGACUGCGUGGGCUAUCGCCGUGAUUGCCGUGCUCGUUCUCUUUUGCCUCGUUGUCGGUUUAAUUAUUUGGAGACAACCUGAAAGCAAAACCAAGCUCUCGUUUAAGGUACCUCUUUUGCCUUUACUUCCUAUUCUGAGUAUUUUUGUGAAUGUUUACCUCAUGAUGCAGCUGGAUAAAGGGACCUGGAUACGGUUUGCUGUCUGGAUGUUCUUGGGUUUUAUCAUUUACUUUGCAUAUGGAAUGGGGCACAGCGUGGAAGCUACCGAUUCAGCACCGCCAGAUUCAGAAAGAAACACGGACCACGACUUGGACAGCUGUAAAUGAUAGCGUGUUUGGCUGAAGAGCAGCCCAACAAUCACUUCAGACGAGGAAGCUUCAUCUCGGGGACCCUGAACUACUUCCUCUGUUAAUCCGUGCAGCAGAGGGUGGGAUUCCCAGCCGUGCUUGUUUCAACUUGAAGCUCGAUUUACGUUGGUGAUGCAGUUAAAAGGGAUCACAAGGAAAACGUCAUGCCUCUGGCAUACUCCCAACAACACUGUUCCCUGGGCUGCAGGCGCUCUCGCUCUCUCUCUCUCUUUUUUUUUUUAAUGUAUAGAAAGAAAACCGCUCCUCCGGUGCCAGUUAACCUUCAAUGCUGCUAUGAGACUAGGCCUCCUGAAAGUCCUUCUCUCAGUAGUCCUGUGAAUUAACUCCCCAGGUACUUGUUUUUAAAUGGAACAGACUCUGCAAUGCUAAUGUCAUUCCUAGAUCAGAUCCUUGGAUCAAGUGAUGUGGGCUGUAUCACAAAAAAAGUCUCACCAAAAAUAAUCUCCCAUCUGGUUAAAAAGUGCCUGCAAUGAGUUACAUUUUAAAGAAAAGCAUCCAGUGGCAUUAUUUUAAUUGUAUUUAACUUCUGAAAAGGUACUUGUAUACUUUAAAAUGCAGCUUUGCCGUGAUGUUUAGGGGAGCUGCUCUGAGGCUGAAUUCCCUUUUCCUUCAUGCAGCUAGUACAAACAAAUGCUUCUGUGAAUAACAGACCCCGCUGCUCACUAGAGGGGCCUCCAGCUGUAGCUGUAAAUCUGCUUGGUGUAAGUAGUUCAGUGGCGCUAGGCGUGGGUGUCUCCAAAGAGCCCUCUGUCAAAGGCAAUGGAGAUAGUCCUGAUUUAUGCCAGUCAAAGUUAGAAGAGAAGCAGACCCUGAGAGUUUGCUUUUGACAUCAAUGGGCACAACCGGUAGAAGCCCGUAGAAAACGACGCACAAAAGAUUCUCACAAUACUCAAAAUUCUGUGGGGGGAAAGUAUCUGAGACUCUCACAGCUCCUGUCAGCUCUACCAAGCAACCCCUGUGUGCAAUGUAAAAUGUCCCCUUAGCCAGUCACACAAUGGAGCAUGCCGCCUCCUGCCCAGCAAGGCUGAGGUAAGCUGAAAGGCCUGAUCAACACUGGUGUAUAUAAGCAGUUAAACCCACUGUGUGGACACGCUUAUUCUGGUAUACAAUGACUCUUUUUGGUUGUGCUUACACCCCUUCCCAGGCAACAUAAGCUAAAAUGGAAAAAGGGACUCCUAUGCCAGAGUCAGUGUGUCCCCACAGGAGUUAUACUAGUGUAAUUGUAUCGGGUUACAUUCACUCCUUCACUUACGCUGAAAAAACUUUCUAGAGUAGACAAUUCCUUUUGGUGAAAGUCUUCUCUCCCACCCUGAGCAGAGCUCUGUCUAGGUAUCUCAGGUACGGCCCCCAUUACCAUAAUGUCUGAGCACUCCUCAAACUUUAAUGUGUUGGUCCUUAUAAUGCCCCUAUGUUAUCCCCAGAGGCACAGAGCAGAUACUAAACCUAUACCUCAAGUUGGGGCUGUGAUUCCCAGCAGCUCCAGAAGACACACCUGUGCUUAGCCUGAAUGUAGCUGUGAGGGGCUAGCCACCCAAAGGACGUGUCUGGGGUUUUGCAUAGGAUUGCAUUUGGGCCACAAGCACGUCCUGCCACUUCAGCUAUACUGAGAGCUAGCCACGGGUAUGGCUCCUCAAGCUGGGAAGCAAACCCCCAGCGUAGCUGUCCCCUAAAUUACUUGCCGAAGAUCAUUCGGCCAGUUUGGGGUGCAGCAUGGAAUAGAACUCAGGUCUCUCACAUCCCAAGCUAGUGACCUAACCACUGGACCGUCCUUCCACCUGUUAUACUAAGUAGGGCUUAAAUGGUGUAGAGACAUUGUCCUGGCUUUCUGCACAGGAGUGAAUUUAACCCAUAGCCCUUUUUUGUAGGACACUGCUGAUCUGCCACAGGUUCAGAAUUUGUCUAGUGAGGUUUCAGUGAUAACAGUUGGUGGGACUUCAGUAGCACAUGGAUCAUUUUAACACUGUUCCAUGUGCUGCUUAUAGUACAAAAUAAAGGCCAAGUCCUGCUCUUGGAGCUAUACAGUGGAUCUUGACUGUCGGUCAAGUCUCUUCUCUCCUCAGACAUGUGAAAUUCCAAGAGUUCCACUCAAGCGGGGAAGGAAGAAUGUCAGAGUCAAGAACCAUGAUGGAGUUCUCAUCCUUUUAUCCUAAAUGGAACACUCCUAGUAUACUUCAUGUGCUCAUAAAAAGUACUGAUGUCAGAGAAAACCAACAGAAGAGAAAAAUGUUUCCUGUGGUACCAAAAACAGAGGAGUGCUUUUCUCCAGCUUGGGCAACAGCUUUUAAGGAGUUGUUAAAUUUAGCACUGCAUGAAUAUUCGAAGGGGGUGAGUGCUGGCUAAAAGGUGGGUUUUGAAAGGAAAACUAUUUAAAUUUAGGCAGAUUGCUUGCUGUAAAAAUGUUUUGAUAAAUGUUAACUUAUUUUUUUUGUGUUGCAUUUUUUGUCUUCUUUGGGACCUGCUUGGUCUUCAUGUUCCACUACUUUAGCUCAGCUAAUUACACAUAAAGUGCAGAAAAUAGCAUCACUUAGAAGAAAAGGGAAAAUUUUGGUGGGAGAUUGUUUUUCUUUCAUUUCCUUUUCUGUGAGAAGGUUCAGAGGGAAAAAAUCCUAUUUAAUUAUAACUGGCUGUUAAAUUAUCUCUUACGUACACAUGUCCAAAGUUUUCUUUCACAAAUUGAAAGGCAAAGUUCCACCAAAAACUUUCUAGGAUAAUGACACUGAUUGUGCUAAAUAUGGGAAGCUCUUUUCCCCCCUCUGAUGUUCAAAUGUACCAUAGACCAAGCUGAGUAUCAGGGAAGACAUGCAAAUACUGCUGUAAUCUUGCUGUUGUGAAGAACAGGCCUGCAUUUAGUUGAGCUUCUUUUUGUAAAUAGUUCAGUAAUUAUUCUAUGUUUAUAAGAGUAUUUUGUAUAGCUGCCAGAGCAUUUCUGUGUAUAUAAAGUUAGGUAUAGAAAUGAUGCCUUCUUUGGGAUAACGAAAGCAAGAAGAAUUGGCCAUUUUUUUUCAAAGGAGAGGCAGUGGCAAAUGUGGCCUGUCAGAAUUUUCAAGGCAGCCUCUUCCCUCAGGAAUUUGAUCUCAUUUGAACUCGAUUUGCUCAUUUCUUAUUUGUUCAUACAUAUCUGAGGGAAGGUGCCUUCUAGGGGAGAUCUGUAGAUGUUUAUUUUUAGUUAUCUAAUAUUUGUAUGCCAGUCCCUACUGGAUUAAAAUGGCUGUGUCAACUCCCCCACAUGAAGACAGUUUUAUCAAUAUAGCAUCCCUUUUUUUUUAAGGGACUAGAUCCUGUUAACAUUUUUCAAAUGAAAACUUAGGUCAAAAAAUAGUCUGUUUCAAAAAGAGGUAUUUUUGUGUGUGAAACCUAUAAGAUUUUUUAAAAAUAUUUUUUCUUUGAAAAUGGUAAAUGAAAAAUGUAACUUGUUGGUUUUUGUCUUCAUUUUUCCUCUUUGUUUUCCAUUACUGUUGAGUUCCUCGUGUAUGUGUUGAGGUGCUGAUUUCUUCUUGUUACUCUUUUCAGUCUUUGUCAUCCUGAGUUGUUGAUUUUUAUUUCUUACGUGCCACUAUUGUUUGAUCAUCUUAGUUGGAUUUUUUUUCUCAAAUUAAAGAAUAAAUCACUUUUGAAAACUACUGAUUAAAAAAAAUGCAGUGGAAAAUUUUUGAAAAAUAAAACAUCAGCUUGCUUCAAAAACUACCGCAAGUAAAUUUUCAGAUCAUUUCCGGGGUGGGUUUUCAAUCAGCUUUUGAAGGAAAGGCAGAUAUACAACCUGAUUGCUUCUGUUGAAGUCAGUGACAAAACGUCCGUUAACUUAUUUGGCUAAAUUCAUCCCUGGUGAAUUAGACGGAUGAAGUUCUACCCGGGAUGAAUGUGACCCAUUGACUUCAGUGCAAGCAGGGAUGGGUCCAUAAUUAAAACUCUGCAGAUGGUUAGCAGACUGAAGUCCCAAAUGGCUUCAGUGCUCUGUUUUUCUGGUUUUAGUGACCAUCUGUUUAGAAUUAGUGUUGGAAAGGUUAGGUUUUAAUUAGCAAAUAUUUGCAACUGUCAUUUUUGCCCUUCAGCUGAAAUGGGUGAAAAGAAAUUCCAUCACUAACCAUAAAAAAUGUACAAAGAAGGAAAGUUAAGAACAUAUCAUAUGAUAUGUUGCUCUUAUAGAUAUCUAGCUUCCUCCUCUGUUGCUGUCAAUUCAAUUAACAGACAGCAAUGUGAACGAUUCUGGUUAUAUUUUGGACAGUCGGUCACUACAGUUUAUACAAAUAUUGCCUCAAUUCAAAAUUUUUAAAUUCCUGUUAGUACAAAAAUUUCCACUCAGGAACACUGAAAAAGAUAGUUAGAAAUGCUCGUUGGUAUUAUCUGUCAAAAGUAAUAGACAAUCAAAACCUGAUCCUUCCAAGCCUAUGCACAGGGAAUGUGUUCCAAGCAAACCAAUCUGCUUACUAGCAGAGAGGUCUGGUGUCUCUCUCGCCUUCACUUCAGAAUGAAUAUUGAGCCAGUCUUCUGUUUUAAGAGAGUGGCUGCUAUCCCCUUUAGCACAAGAGCAUAUUUGUUUCUUAGUCCUUGAGGUGGAUACACUUUCAGCAUCAUAAGCUUGAUUAUUGGACAUAUGUUUACUGCAAAGUUUCAGUUAAACUUCUAAAUCCUUUUUAGCCAAAAAUGUACUUAGUGUUAAGUGGUUGGGUUUUUUUUUAAUUCCUUUUGUUCUCCAUUGUACAUGUGAGUUUACUGACCACACCUGCAUUAGGGGGCCCCAUGACUUCCUCUUUACAACUCACUGCAUGCUCCUACUCAUUGGAUGCCAGUGGGUGGCCAUUUCUUAGUUGAAGCCAAAUCUCUGUUGUGUUUGAGGCUACUGGAGUGGGGGGUGUCAUGUAAGUGCAAUAGUAUUUCCCGCUCCCCGCCACCAACUGUCAAAUCCACAUCAGGAUAUACUUCACUGGACUGGAGACUGCCGCAGAUUUGGUACAUCAUUCACUUGGAUGAAAUUCAACCCCUCCCCUCCAACCCCCCACUCAAGUAUAGGCCCCUAGAGACCUGGCACCACUUGUGUUAAGUUUUUUUUAAGAGUUACAUAGGCCUUUGUGCAGGGUUGCAAUUCACCCUUGCUGUAGAAUUUAUUUAACACUGCCUUCUGUUCACUCUCAUUUUUCUUUGCUUGCACACACGCUAUUGACAGGGUAGCUGGGUGAUGCGUUACCAGACUUGGGGGACUAUCAGAAGAGCCAAAAGCACGUUCUAGUUUUUAAUUGUAUUACCCGAGUCUUACUCACUCGUGUAAAGGCAGAAUUGUGUACAAAUAAUGUCUAAUUUUGUGUGCAUUUGAUUAUGGUAGGAUGGCAUAGUUGGGGGAGAUGUAGGCACUUCAUAGGCAUAAAGGAGGGGCCUCUAUUUUACCAGGAUAGUUGGAAUUUCUAGUGAAAUGUUUAUUGACAUGCUGGUAUGAGAAGCCAUGUUCUAUACAGCAUUUCAUCACUGUAACCAUGAUGCCGGAUGCAAUUUUAUAGUUUUGCCCCUAUUCACACUACUCCUGUUUCAGCAGCAGGAGAGGUAGAUAAGUCACUGCUUUUAAUGAUGAAUGGGGUUCAGAUUAUGUUACAUACGCAAAUGUAUCACACAAAAAUUUCCAGGCAUUUGACAUGGAGAAAAGGGACAUGAAAAGGCCUCUAGGUUUUCUGAACCCUUCAUGUUUAGUCAGUUAACAGCUGAUUUUUAUCAUAUAAAACAUGUCUGAUAACCAAACUGGAAACCAAAUGGUGUAAGAACGCGCUUGUUAUGAAACUCCAAGCCAUGAUUUCCUCAGGGUAUUUGUUCUUGGCGCCUGCUCCAAGAAGUGAGGUUAGUCCAAGACAUGCAAACUUCUAAUCAAUAUGGCAUCUUUUCCCCACUGAUAACUUACAGCAAGUCUUUGGCAUAGUAACAUCGGUGUUUCCAGAUGAUGGGAUGGCUGAGACACGUGUUACAUUGUGCCUUUCAACUUCAAUUGAUUGUAGAAGCACAAACACUGAUGACAACUUUGGGUCGGUUUAUGUAUUACAAACCUACCAUAAACAGGUGGGAUUUCUUCAGUGAAGUUGCUUUUACUGACUAAGAAGCCAUGGAAGGGUCUAACUGUUUUUUUUUAUUGAUCAAAAUGUACAUACAUUUCUGUUGUUUGGUUUUUUCGAUUUUUGUCUAAUGAUUUUUCAGAAUGUCUUACAGUUGUGAUAAAUGGUUAGACUCCUAGUCCUAGCUCUCUAGUUUUUAUCUCUGUGUAGGGUUUAUUUUGUUUGUUUCGUUAUGAAUUCUUUUUUAAACUGUGUACUUUUUAGACCAUAGAAUUACAUUUUUAAAAUGUGAAACUUUCACCCAGAGCACAGCAUGGGCAGACAGACACUUUUCAACAGACAACACUGUAAAUAAAUCUCCUGGGGACUAUGCUUUUUGACUUUGGAAAUCAACUUGUAAUUAAAUGGCACAGUAUUAAAAUGUUUUCAUGA